AUGAGGACCCAGAAAAAGCGCCAGGAGGACGAACUGCACAGGCAACAAAACCGCAGCGAGCGAAAGACUCGCCACGGGAUCCCAGACUACGAGACGAGCCUCCACCCGCCGGAAUGCGGCGUGGUCUACACGGAGUACGGGGCGGUGGCCGCGGGGGAGGUCCUGAUGGGUCUCGCCUUCGGCAGCGCCCCCGCCCACGCGAAGCUGGCCGACCUCUUCCACGACGAGCCUCGCAUCUUCGACUUCAUCGCUCGCGAUCCCGAGCUGAAGGGUGCCGUUAUCUUCAACUACUACGCUGCCACCGUCGCAGGUAACUUGGCACAGUCAGCUGUUUACGACGCCACCCCGACGGUGCCCGACUCGCAAAAUCCGAUCGGCCCAUCGGGCACGUGGAGCUCCUUCACGCAGAGGGGAGGUUCCCAGCAAAUGACGGGGACCAUCAGUUCCAAGAUCCAUCCGACGGAGUACGCCCUGGCCAACGAUAUGGAGCGCGUCUCCCAUGCCACCAACGCCGAGCUCUACGGAGGAAUCGACGGACUGUUACUGGCGCGAAAGUUCCCGGAGACGGAGAGCAGCUUCACGGAUCUCUCCCGCAUCCUGGAGGCGUACUACUCCGACCGGGGGCUCGGCCCGGCCGGCGACGCGAGCCGCGUCUUCGGCGCUUGCAACCGGUUCGGUCUCGUCGGGGACGAGUCCUUGGUCCCGUCCACCGAAAUGGACCUUCAGAUUCGAGCGAUGGCGUACGCCCUCUAUUUGAAGACUCAUGGACCAUAUCCACUCCCGCCUGCACAAACCGUCAGAGCCAGCAUCGAUGAGCGAGUCCAAAGCGUACUUCGGCUGUACCGGGACUUCGUUGCAAGUGGUGUAAAUGUUUGGAAGCGAACGGACAACCUCUCGCCAGCUUCGAACGUGGACAUAUUCGUCAAUUUGGACUUGGAGGGCAAGGAAUCCCAAGAAGCUCAAUCUGGUAAGAAUCGCUGA
Messenger RNA from Darwinula stevensoni, 981 nucleotides. The record is from the annotation of a GenBank genome assembly. Lineage: Eukaryota; Metazoa; Arthropoda; Ostracoda; Podocopida; Darwinulidae.